UGACCGUCCAACUGUCAAAAUAGUCGCAGAAAACCUCUUCGUCAGGAAAGUGCUCCGCAGUUUUUCGUUUAUCGAUUUUGUCCGAUUAGAAAAAUGCCCUGCGUCGUGCCAACGUGCAAGGCGACCGACGGCAACCUGCGGCCCUUUCCGCAGCAUCCGUCGCUGGUGCAACGCUGGCAGGAGGCGAUCCAGCUCGGCUGUGGCGCUCCGCUUGAGCUGCCCGCGACGACGACCGGGCUGGAGAUUUGCCAGUGGCACUUUCGUCUUACGGCGCCGGAGGGGGAGGACAGCAAGCUGGAGCGGUACCGGGAACCGAGCUGCUUCAUCACUGCUUCGGGGGAAUAUUCGGACGUGAGCAGCUGCCGGAUGUGUUUGAACUUUUAUCCGACGGCCACGAUGGUGUCCAAGGCUGGCAUACUUGGGGACAACGACAUUACGUACUGCGUGUACGAGCUGAUGAGUAUCAUCUUUCAGGAUUCGGAUUUUUUGGAGAUGAUUUGCCAGGAGUGUUUGGUCCGGUUGGACGUGAUGAGUUCGAUGCAAGUUUUCUUCGCGACUGCCGAAGAUGCGUUUCAGCAGAUUGUUCAGCUGGCGGAAGGACGGGGUGGUGAGUCGCAAGUUGAAGACGGUGAGGAUGUUAAGUUUGAGGGUCAGUUCAAGGAGGAAACUCAGGCGAUUGUGGAGGAGGUGAUUGAGGAGAUGCAGGUAGAGGUUGGUACGGCGGAGGAUGUGAUGGAAGAGUUCGUUACUGGUCAUGAGUACAGCAGUGCUGGUUGGAGUACGGAAGAGGAAGAUGAGGGGCCGAAGAGGGAGAUUGAAAGAAGGGAAGCUAAAAGAGGGAGGAAACAGAAGCAGGUUCGGAGGAAACUUAAGAGAGAACAGGAAAAUUUUGAUGAGCCUGCGAAACCGAGGCGUAUUCCGAAAAACGAACCGAAAACAACCACCGUGAAGCGGGAUAAGAACGGUCCCUCGUCGCUGAAGGCGGUUCGGACUAGAAAGUGCUACAUUUGCGUUCAAGUUCUCACCGAUGCCAACGAGUUGAUGUCCCAUCUGACGGAGGUGCAUGCCCCGACGAAGGACUUUCACUGCAAAGAGUGUGGAGUUGACUUUCCGCAGGUUAUUACGUUCAAUGUCCAUCUGAGUCGUCACGACGAAACCGAGAGACCGUACAAGUGUGAGGUAUGUCCGUUAAGGUUCGGUUGUCUUAAUUCCAAAAAGGUUCACGAACAGCGUGCGCACGGAAUGCAUCCAAACUUUGAAGUGCCCGCAAAGAUCAUCAAUCCGGUGGUGUGUGAACAUUGCGGUCGUGUGUUUGAGAACAAAACCUGCCUGGCGUCUCACACGCGGGCCAAACACAAAAAAUCAGACAAUGUUCCGACUUGUAACAUCUGCCGGAAGACGUUCACGGCCAGAUCCAGUUUGGAGCGGCACAUGCUGUUGCACAACAAUGAAAAACCUUUUGCCUGCUCACAAUGCGACAAGACCUACCGGAGGAACCUGGACCUAAAGCACCACGUCGAGCUGGUCCACGAAGGCAAGAACCCGCACUUUUGCGCAGAAUGUGCGCAGUCAUUCCAAAGCUAUCAAGCGUUGUACCUCCACAAGAAGUUUACCCACGGUAAAAAUACCCAAGAUUCGGAUAAGGCCAAAGCCGAGCUGAGGCAGCAGCGCUACCUGAGUUGCGCCCUCUGCAAAACGGUCAACAGCACCACGGACGAGCUGACCGCCCACAUCGAGGUGGUCCACCCCAACGAAGAGUACCCGUACGUGAAAUGUCCGGAACCCACCUGUUCGCGCACCUUCCUCACGUCCCACCACCGAGCCCACCACAAGGAAAUCCACACGGACAAGUACAGGUGUGACAUCUGUGGCGCGCGGAACGCCUCGAUUCAGCGCCUUCAGAUUCACAUCGAGAACAAGCACACCGAGGUGCGCAAAUACGACUGUACGGUGUGCAUCAAAACGUACAAAACGGCCACGGCACUGCGAACCCACAUGCGGGAGCAUACCGAGGGAAAGCGCUUCGAGUGUGAGUUUUGCAGCAAGACGUUCAGCCGGAAGGAUCAGAUGGUUAUUCAUCGGAGACUCCACACCGGGGAGCGCCCCUUCAGCUGUCCGGUUUGCUCGAAACGGUUCAGCGACGACGGAACAUUCAGCAAGCACAAAAAACGGUGCCAGGCCGCACUGCAGAACCAACUGACGCAGCAGCAGGAGGAUGUGAUGAUCGAGUUUGUCCAAGAAGAUGAAGCCGCUAAUUGAAUAGAAGUCAAUUUGGUAGAAGUAAAUUGUGUGGAUUUUCUGAUUGAAAGAAAUGUCCUUUCCGGUUCUAAAGUGCAAAACUCUUGAUUUUAUUUUUUGUUUUAGAAAUUAUAUUUCGAUCUCUCUCGCUCUCAUCACUCUGCCAAUAAUAGAAAUGCACUUUGUCACGAACAGAACAGAAAAAAAAACUUGCAAUUCAUCGUCGCCUACUUGAUGUGUCCUCCGUCGCGCAGCUUG
Culex pipiens pallens (northern house mosquito) is the source of this 2496-nucleotide messenger RNA. RefSeq names its product zinc finger protein 431-like. The coding region runs from base 94 to 2259 and encodes 721 amino acids. The record is from RefSeq and is a predicted model, not a curated record. The transcript has 3 exons. NCBI's taxonomy places the organism in Eukaryota, Metazoa, Arthropoda, Insecta, Diptera, Culicidae.